UGUGCUUUUCGGCUCCAUUUUUGGCUUCCUCAAGAUCAUCACUGACCCCUCUCUCUCUCGAUCCCUCAUUCUGGGUUUGAUUCGCUUUUAACUCCUUCUUCCUACUUCUGCUAAGUAGAUUCAACAGUGCGAUUGCUUCUUCGCCCCUAAUCCCGAUGCUUGGGGGUCGUCUCUCGGCAGUCGCUAAGGUUUGUCGUACUUUGCCAGAUUCGAAGAGCUGCUAGAUCUUACGGAGAGUUGACGCAAAUGCCAGAUCUGGGUGAAAAGGGAUCGACGGAUUGUUCCGAUGGAGCUUCGAUGGAGGGGAAGAAGAUAUGCGCCGAUUAGCUCCUGCCCUUUUCGUUUCUCGUUUAGGGUUUUUUUGAAUUUUAUUGCUUUGCGGUGAAGUAAUGGUCUUCGGGGAUCUGUGGGUUUUGGUGCAGAGGUGGAAGAACCAUCAUCAUCCGUCUUCGAAGACAAUCAUGGAUUGAUGGUAUUCAGUGUCGAGGUGGAAGAGCCAUCGUCCGUCGUUGAAGACGAUCACGAUCUCCGCGAUGAUCACGCCGUUCCUCAAUUCUCGGCGAUUACUAAAUUCAACUCUCCUCUGGAAGAAAAGAUCAUGAGGAAGGUCAACAUGGAGGGAAAAUGCAUUAAAAAAGUUUCAUCUCAAGACUUGAAUGAUUCUGACACUAGUGAAGCUCCCCUUGAGGUUGAGUUUGUCAAUGUGAUGGAGAAUUUCUCUGUGCAAUGCGUGCGGGAUCAGGAGCAGGAAGAAGAGGUGGGCCGUGAUUGGCCUGAACAAGAUCAAAGUGGAGAUUACGAAGGCGAAGCACAGCAACAACAGAAACGGCGGUUCCUUGAAGCGGAGGGUCUUGGCCUGAGAAAGAGAAGUGUUGAUGUAGAGACUAAUGGGGUUGAUAUUGUUAGGUGUUGAGUUGAAUGUUUUUGUUUGGUGGGAAGCCAACCCCUGGAUGUUGGGAUGUUCUAGUUGGUUAUUCAAAUUGACCAAAUGUAAACCAAAUGUAAAGAUUGAAUUUAAUGUCAAUGGACUUUAUUUUGUCUA
This is a messenger RNA of Syzygium oleosum, 1042 nucleotides long. RefSeq names its product GATA transcription factor 15-like. NCBI's taxonomy places the organism in Eukaryota, Viridiplantae, Streptophyta, Magnoliopsida, Myrtales, Myrtaceae. The transcript is spliced from 4 exons. The record is from RefSeq and is a predicted model, not a curated record. Bases 470 to 913 code for a protein of 147 amino acids.